UCCAAAUGUGCUAUGCAGUUUCAGCCUAGUAUUCUAAUGCAUGGAGUGGAAUGUGAGCCUGUAAUACAGAAACAGGACUAUUUGAACUGUCGAGAAACCCUUCGGAUCCUUACAGGAAAUCUGCCUGAAAGUCUGCAGACUGGAAGAUUCCUGGAGCCUAGGUGUUGCCUCUGAGCCAUCCCAAGAGCGCCUUCCAUGUUUCAGGGAAUCCUGGAAUGGAUUUUAAACAUGCCUUGUGGGCACUCGGCGGCGGCCACAGCGCAGACCAGACCUCACUCGCUUGCAGCUCGCUCCGCGCCCUCUGCAACAAUGUCUGACAAGCCCACUUUGGCUGAGAUUGAGAAGUUCGAUAAAUUGAAAUUGAAGAAAACGGAAACGCAAGAGAAAAAUCCACUGCCUUCGAAAGAAACGAUUGAAUAGGAGAAGCAAGCAGGUGAGUCGUAAUGAAGCAUGCGCCGCCAGUAUGCACUGUACAUUCCACAAGCAUUGCCUUCUUAUUUUACUUCUUUUAGCUGUUUAACUUUGUAAGAUGCAAAGAGGUUGGAUCGAGUUUAAAUGACUGUCUACCCCUUUUCACAUCAAAGAAUGGAGAACUACUGA
Molecule: messenger RNA, 600 nt
Organism: Odocoileus virginianus texanus
Lineage: Eukaryota; Metazoa; Chordata; Mammalia; Artiodactyla; Cervidae
Product: thymosin beta-4-like
Biological process (GO): regulation of cell migration; actin filament organization
Cellular component (GO): cytoplasm
Molecular function (GO): actin monomer binding
Source: RefSeq, a predicted model, not a curated record